Molecule: messenger RNA, 1040 nt
Organism: Microdochium trichocladiopsis
Lineage: Eukaryota; Fungi; Ascomycota; Sordariomycetes; Xylariales; Microdochiaceae
Exons: 2
Coding region: 392-763 (123 amino acids)
Source: RefSeq, a predicted model, not a curated record
CAACAGACAUAAUUCAAAGAAUAGAUUGUCCAACUUGUCGAGGACAAGGACAAAUCUGGAGAAGAGUUGUGUCGUUUGCGCGAGAUUCCCAAAGUUAGCCCAUCUGGUGAGAGCCUGUUGACCUGGCCUUGCUGGUCGGCCGCAGAUACAACCCGGAUAUGCGGUUGGCGCCUAGAUGUUGGUGGUGUGCCACCAACCACCGGGGGCGCUUCGCGCAGGCUCUCUGCGAGGCAGAAAAUGCCAUUCUUGCUGCUUCUAUUUAAAAGUGUCCAGCUGUAGUCUGUGGGCAUUCAGACGUCCUCCGUUUAUUGCCAGCCGAGUCCAGCGAUUCUAGCAAGCACACCUAGUACAGACACAACUUGCCGCUCCAUCAUCCUCCACGGGCGUCAUCAUGUCACGGGCUGCUUCUGUCAGCACAAUCCACGCUGCCAUGCUGCGUGUGAUCAGGAAUAGCCCUGUCAUCUCAAGUCUUGGCGCAGGCGGUCUCGCCCUUCUCGGCCUCCCCGGCAUUGCAUUCAGCGUCAUUAUCGGUAUCAUACACCUCAUCGGGUUUGGCUCCCUCGGUAUCGGUCCCGCGUCUGUGGCGGCCGCCAAGCACGCGGCCAUAGGCAUUGUCGCAGCGGGAAGCUGGUUUGCGACGCUGACGAGCGCAGGGGCGGGCGGAUAUGGAGUAGCUGUAAUCACCUCGAUGGUCAAGCUUCUUGGGGCAUUUCUAGCCAGUUUGGCCGGGGCGAUCGGUAUUUUGCGGUUGUCAAGAGCUUGAAGCGGAUGAAGUAUGAGGCGCGAGUGCCGUGCUAGCGGCGUGGGACUUGGUUGUACAGAGGGCAGCAAGUGGAAUACUGGUGCUUGCAUCGUGAGUGCCUCGAAACAUGAAAACGUCAUAUUGCUUUCAAUGACGCGCGAGACAAGGCUGGACACCCACACUACUUUUUCUUUUUUAGCUGGGACGCCACGCUCGCCAGGACGUCACUUCGCCAUGUUUCACUAUCCCUCAACCCUUGAGUUUUGCCCAAGGGUGCAUCGAGACGGGUAUUAGGCGG